Messenger RNA from Aspergillus tanneri, 411 nucleotides. RefSeq names its product protein ccpA (gene ccpA). The coding region runs from base 1 to 411 and encodes 136 amino acids. Lineage: Eukaryota; Fungi; Ascomycota; Eurotiomycetes; Eurotiales; Aspergillaceae. The record is from RefSeq and is a predicted model, not a curated record. The transcript has 2 exons.
AUGCGCUUCAUCAGCCUCCUCGCCACCGCGCUGGCCGUCGCACCAUCCACCGUGUACGGCUAUGGUGUUUUCAGCGUCGAGCUGAGUUACCACGAGGACUGCCACCCCGGUAACAAACCCACUCAAGCUCUCGGGGCCCCUAAACAUGAGACUGCCACAAAGGAUACAUGCGCCAAGAUCCCAACGAAACACAGCAUGAGCAUCGAUUCGUACUCGUUCUCGGCCACAGCGGUCACCAAAGAUACGACAGAAAAGUGUCAUGGAAUUGGGAUUUUCUCCAACGAGGAGUGUGUGGGGUAUCCGGAGAUGGUUAUACCCAUCCAUCCGGGGGAAGUACACGUUAAGACGCCAUGUUUUUCAGAUCUGCCAUAUCAAAAGCAUCUCGGGGUACGGCUAUUCUGCAAGGAUUAG